CGGGCGGCGCCUGGGGCCACCGGGGCGCCGCGGCGGCGGGGCGCGGAGGGCGGCCGCCGAGGAUUUCGAGCUUGCAGCGGAAGUUCUCCGCGGGUGGCAGAUCGCCAUUUCACGCCGUGCCCAAUGGUGUCGUUUCUCUCGGCAACUUUUUUGACGACCUCGUGGAGGAGAUAUAUGAUGAAGCGGUCGAUCUGUCUGUGGUGGACGGCGACCCCAGCGCCGACGAGCCGCCGGGGAAGAUUGCCGACGGGGACUUGGAGUGGAUAGUGAAGUUUGACGGAAGCGUUCGGGUCCGGAGCUCCCCGAGCACUGACGGAGACAACGUCAUCGGCGAGAAGGGCCCGAGGGGCGCCAUCGUCAUCGGCGGGGUCGAGGACGGCUGGCUGUCGCUCCUGUACGAGCCUGGCUACGUGAAGGUCGAAGCGGACGGCAAGGCUCUCCUCGCGAAGAGGCAGGUCACCUACAUGACAAUCCCGCACGGAACAUGCGGCCAGUUUAUGGAGAUCGAGGCGCACGACGGGCACCCGCAAGCAGGAGGAAUGAACAAUAUCACCGACUAUUUCUCGUGCAUGGCGGCUGGCACUAGUUUGGGCUCCGCAGAGGCCGCGGCGGUGACCUCCGACGGGGUCUGCGCCAUCGAGGGCCCGAGCGGGCACAGCACUGGGAAGUUCGCCCCGUGA
Molecule: messenger RNA, 680 nt
Organism: Prorocentrum cordatum
Lineage: Eukaryota; Dinophyceae; Prorocentrales; Prorocentraceae
Source: the annotation of a GenBank genome assembly